UGAAUAAUCUUUAGCAUCAGCUGUUUUAGGAUUUGCAAAACAUUGCAAAAAUAUUAUUAAUCCACACUAUCUGAAGAAAAAACUCAUACAUAAUAUCUUAAUCACUUUGGUGAUAUAUUAGUACUAUUAUGGCAAAUGAUAGAGAGAUUCUUCGUGAAAUAUGGGAUGGCAAAUUACCCAUUUGUUUUCAAUUGGACCAAGAAGAAAUAAUGGAAAUACAACAACCAGACCCUUUUUAUGUGAUGGUUCCCAGACUUAGUUAUUUUCCUUUAGUAACUGAUAAAAUGAAAAGGCACUUCCUUCGUUAUAUUUCUCAAGAAAAUGCAGACAAUGAAAUGUGGCUUGAUUAUAAUGGACAACCACUGAAGUGGCAUUAUCCAAUUGGGUUCUUGUAUGACCUUUAUUGUGGCAGUGAUUCUCAAUUACCUUGGACAUUGACUGUACAUUUUACAAAAUUUCCAGAGAGCAUACUCCUCCGAUGUCCCAAUAAAGAUGUUGUGGAAGCACACUUUAUGUCAACAAUCAAGGAAGCCGAUGUGCUCAAACAUAGAGGACAAGUGAUGUCUACUAUGCAGAAAAAAGACCACAAUCAAUUAUGGCUUGGAUUACAAAAUGAUAAAUUUGAUCAAUUUUGGGCAAUCAACAGAAGGUUAAUGGAAUCACAUGGAGAAAAUGAAGGUUUUAAGCAUGUUCCAAUACGAGUUUACUCUGAUGAUGGCACAUGUAAUCAGCGUUUAGUAAGCCCAAAGAACAAUGAUGGCAGUAGGAAAGUUCUACAUCAGUUAAUAUCCGAACUAUUUCCAGAUAAAAUUGAAGUUAAGUUGAGGACACAUGGAAUAAUGAUUCCACUAGACACUCCACUGCAGUGGCUUUCGGAACAUAUGAGCUAUCCUGAUAAUUUUCUUCACUUGUGUAUUUGUUAAAAAACAAACAUUGGAGAUAGAGUUAUUUGGAACUACUGCGAUAAGAGGAAUUUUAAAUCUAUGUGCAAGAAAGUGCUUAAAUAUAAUUUUCGUAUCGUUAUAAUCAGUAAUGUCAUGUGUAAAUUUUUUACAUUGCAAAUAUCCAAAUGCCUUUAAUAUACUAUUUUUUUCUUUGUGCUAUUUUCUGAAAAAAAAAGUGUAAACGUAGACACUUAUGUAUGAAAAUGCAUUUAAAAUCAGCAAAACCAUUUGAGGCAAGAACACUCUUAUUCCGAACUUCAGAGUUUAUUUUUUUCAUUUAUGAUACUUAAAAAAACUUACAUAACUUAUUACAAAAAAAAAGCAUUUUGUGUUUGUAAUUUGCAGAAAGUUAAUAUCAGUAUUUAUUAAAGAAUUGGGUUAAUAAAAAAUAGAUAAUUGAAAUUAUUUUAUUUCUUACAAUGUUUACAUUUAAUUAAGUUAAAUAAACUUUAGGAAAAGCUCUUGGGUGCACUUUGCAAUAUUUAUUAAGUAAAAGCUGUAAAUGUGAAAAUUAUAUAUUUACAUUGAAUACAUUUUAGUUUAAUAAAUGAUGAGUUUAUACUUUCAUUUCUAAAAAUGGCAACAUUUAAAAAAGCGUAAAUAUGUUUUCUAAGCUUAAAUACAAAGGAACAUAUUUUUUUAAUGUAUUAUUUUGUGUAAUUUUAUUUAGAUUACAAACAAUAUAAGCAUUCCCUUUAAAACUCUUACAAAAAACUAAUAUUACUUUCGCUUGUAUAAGCUGGAAUAAAUAUCUCGUAAAUAAAUAAAUACAACUGUUUUUUUUACCUGUAUUUAAUAACCUAUUAUUUACAAUUAAGAAAAGGGUACAUAAUGAUUACAAUGAACAUCAAACAUUUUUAACAAUGUUUUCAAGUGUCAUGUAAAAUACUACAAACACAAAACUUAGGAAAUAAAAUAACAUGAUGAUCUUAGUUCACAAAUUAAUAUUUUUAUAAACUUGUGUUGAAGGAAUCACAGUAUGAAUAUUAGAACGACAAAAACAUAUUAAAUAAAAUAACUGACACAGGAAAUAUUGUCUGAAUAUUCUAGAUGUAGGUAUAAAACUGUUAUUUUUUAAGGAGUUUACAUUUAAUACAAAUAAAAAUAAAAAAAAAAAACAAUCCGACUUAAUUUUGCUAAUCUUGUAUAAAAACACAUAACAUUGAGAAUAUGGCCAUUUUUACAAAUUCCAUUAUAUUAGUGGUAUAAUUAGGUGUUAAUGUUAGGUACAAAUAAAAAGAUUACAUCUUAACAUUAGCUUUUAGCUGAGCUUUACCUUUUAGCUUAAAGCUAUCAUUUCUGUAAAACAAUAUCACAAAAGUGCUAACAAA
This is a messenger RNA of Papilio polytes (common Mormon), 2275 nucleotides long. RefSeq names its product autophagy protein 5 (gene Atg5). Lineage: Eukaryota; Metazoa; Arthropoda; Insecta; Lepidoptera; Papilionidae. The transcript has 5 exons. Bases 129 to 923 code for a protein of 264 amino acids. The record is from RefSeq and is a predicted model, not a curated record. Gene Ontology annotation, cellular component: Atg12-Atg5-Atg16 complex; cytoplasm; phagophore assembly site membrane. Gene Ontology annotation, biological process: C-terminal protein lipidation; autophagosome assembly; autophagy of mitochondrion.